UGUUCAGGACGUUACCCAUCUUCACCAAGAGAUAGAAUUUCUAUUUUUCUAAAUUAUCAGCAGGUUUUUUGUGUAUUUUUUUAGGAGAUAAUUCUAAUCUCCCCGCUGCUCCUUCUUGAGUGAAAAGUGAUUGAACAGAGAAAUCAUGGGGAGUGCCUCGGCGGAGAAUGUUUAUAAACAGCAAAAUAAUAAUAGUGCAGGGAGUGCUGGGAGUGGAAGUGAAGAUAACGUGUGGUCCUCCAUCCUGUCCGAAGUGCGGUCGAACGCCUCGGUCAAGCUCCCUUCGGGAAGGGCCGUCGUCGUUUUAGGCCACCCGGAGAGUGGAAAAACGACGCUGGUGGCGAAACUGCAAGGGAUCGAGGAUCCCAAGAAAGGUUCCGGUUUAGAGUACACCUACAUCGAGAUUAGAGACGAGUACAGGGAGGACACGACCCACUUGUCCGUUUUCACCCUGGAUGGGGACAAGGCACACUUUCCUCUGCUAACCUUCGCAUUGAACACCUCCACCCUGACCUCCACCACAAUCCUCCUGACCGUGUCCAUGUCCACUCCCUGGUUGAUCCUAGAACAACUCCAAGACUGGGCCGGAUUACUACACGACCACGUCGAUAGCCUCAAAAUCCCACCCGACGAAGUUAAGACUUUGCGAGAAGGGGUCCUGCGUCGAUGGUUGAGUUACCAAGAACCUCUUGGCGAUGGGGAAGGGGACAUUUCUGGGCUGGUGCAGGGGGGUGGAGUGGGGAUCGAGGAGAUGGUGGCGGAUGAAGGGGUGCUCGUGAGGAAUGUGGGGGUGGAUAUUGUCGUCGUGGUGACGAAGACGGAUCACAUGACCACGUUGGAGAGGGAGGAGAAUUAUCGGGAGGAACAUUUUGAUUUUAUUCAGUUUCACGUGAGGAGGUUCUGUCUGAAUUAUGGGGCGAGUUUGUUCUAUACGUCGGUGAAGGAGGAUAAAAAUUGUGAUCUCUUGUACAAGUAUCUAGUCCACCGGGUCUACGGGGGCACGAACAACUUCAAAACGCCGGCACUCGUCGUGGAAAAGGAUGCCGUUUUUAUCCCCUCCGGGUGGGACAACCUCAAGAAAAUGUCCAUCCUGCACGAGUCCAUGUCCUCUAUCGACCCAGAAUCUUACUACAACGACGUCAUCCUCCGCCCCGUCCACAAAACGGUCAGAUCUGAAGGGAGAAACGUCGCCGAGGUGGAGGUGGAAGAUGAACAGUUGUUUCUGGAGAGGCAGAUGGGGAUUUUGACCCUUGGCGGUGGUGGGGGUGCAGUUGGGGGGAGUGUGGGGAAAGGGAAAACACCAGCGAGUGAUAAGAGACAGACCAGUGGUGGGGGUGGGAGUAGUAUUAGCGGUGGGGUUACGACGGGAGGGAUCACCACGCCGAAGAAGGGCGAGCAAUGCACGGACCGCGUCCUGGCGAAUUUCUUUAAUUCUUUACUAACGAAUAAGAAGAGUGGCGGAGGAGGAGGGAGUGGUCCAAGCAGUGCAAACACGAGUCUAAGUGGAACGGAUUGUUAAUUUUAUUAAUUUUCUCUUUGUAAAUAAAUCUAAAUCACAAAAUUGAAUAAACUCUCUCGGAAUGGAUUAUCCCAGGA
Molecule: messenger RNA, 1596 nt
Organism: Folsomia candida
Lineage: Eukaryota; Metazoa; Arthropoda; Collembola; Entomobryomorpha; Isotomidae
Gene: Dlic
Product: cytoplasmic dynein 1 light intermediate chain 2
Exons: 8
Coding region: 146-1519 (457 amino acids)
Biological process (GO): microtubule cytoskeleton organization; microtubule-based movement
Cellular component (GO): cytoplasmic dynein complex; centrosome
Molecular function (GO): dynein heavy chain binding
Source: RefSeq, a predicted model, not a curated record